UUACGAACCCGCGCACUCGCCAUGAACCGAUGAAGUUUCUAUAUGUGUCCCAGACAGCAGAGGAAUUAUACUACUACAGUACCAGCAACGUUUAUGCGGAGGACUUGCGCUUGCAUCAGUGGUCCACGUGAAUCACAAACGGACACCGGGACAGGGCCCGGUAGCUGCACCACUCAUGUCCAAGGAACCAGCGCCGGGACUGGCCAUCCUUGGCCUCCUAGGUCCCGUUUGUUUGAGUCUCACCUCAAAUCCGCCUGGCAGCAGCUGCAGCAGGAUUCAGGAACAUCUUUCCCAUUGCCCUUCGAGCAACUAACGGAUUGGAUCUCUGCUCAGGGCAAGUUCUCGACCUCAGCCGAUGGCUUGGCCAUCGUUCUUCACCCGAACCUACCGGAGAUUGGCCUUGACCCCAAUGCUCCCGCCAAAGUCUCAUCGGUUGAUCCGAACGGUGACUUUCCUGGGGAGGCCACCACAGCCGUGUCUCCAAGGCUAGAUAGCGGCGUCAGCAAUGGUGGGCUACAUGCCAAUGCCGCGCACUUGCUGCUAGAGCAGCGCCUACAACCCGACACGCCGUCGCCGGCGUCGGACGCAGCCGGGCCUGUCGUACGUUCCCUCGGCGGCGCCGACACUGACGAGUCGUCGGGCGGCGGCAUUACGACGGCGAGCCGCCAGGAAGGCGCGCUGCCGCGCCAGGAAAGCGUCACUGAGGCGGUCGAGCGCAGCGUCAGCCGAAGCGAGUCGGCUGCCAGUGGAGGCGGCGGUGAUGUGAGUGACGGAGGCGCCACGGCCGCAGUCGCCGCCGCCGCCAGCGAACGAACCGACGCCGAUGACCAUGGUACGGCACUCUUGGCAGACGCGGAGGUGCACACCGAUGUGAUUGCGGCGGCAGGCGACCGGACCGACAUUGCUGAGGCCGACCCAUGGGUCCAUCCAGUGGCGGGCGGCGGCGGUGACGACGAGCAUGUCCCGGGCGAGUCCGCAUCCGGGGGCAGUCAGGAACCUGCGGAUAUCUCCUCCGCCUCCGCCUUCGCCUCCGCCUCCUCCGCGGCGGGUGCCGGUACGACUGUUGCCGCCGCAUCCCGACCCACUGCUGCUCCCAGCGUCGCGCUCUAUGUACCGCCUAGGCAGCGCUCAGGCGGGGGAGCCGCCGCCCCUGCCGCCUCUUCAAGUGGGGGCGGCGGUGCUCCUGCUGCCUCCUCGCCUGCUGCUGCUGCUGCGGGUGCUGCUGCCACUCCUGCAGCAGUAGCUGCUGCUGAGGCUGCUGCGGGUGGGGGUGCGGGUGCGGGUGACGAUUUGGAGUUGUGUCUGGCGGUUGUGUUGCCGGGGGAGGACCUGGUGUCGGGGCUGCGGCGGGCGCUGGUGGGGGGCCUGCGGGCGCGACCCAACCGCAUGAUGACCUUUGCGGAGGCCGGCCUCCGCCUGGCCAAGCACCGCGAGCUGGGAGCCGCCUGGCGCGACCCCGCCUCCCAGCUGCCCAAGCUCAAGGAGUUCGCGGAGGCGACUGUGGCGCUGGUUCCGGAGGCACUCAAACUGUCGUACAACGAAAACUGGUGCCAGUGGGUGCUCCAUCUGGACACCCCCGCCCUCCGCAAGGCGGCUCUACGGCGCGCGGUGGCGGCGGCCUACCCCGGGGAGGAUGACGUCAGCGUCGUGCGGCGGGCGGCGGCGGCGGCGUUGAUCGAGGCGGAGGGGCCGGGGGGUGUGCGACACUCCAUGAACAUGCCGGCACUGGGCUCGGUGGUGGUGCAGACCGCCAACGGACCUCGCAGCCGCCUCGCGGCAGCCCGCGGUACGACAUUCUCCUUGGCUGCCGUACUCACAGAGCGGUUGACCAAAUCACCUUCACCUUCGCCUGAUGACCAGCCUAACAACAUUAACAACCUGCAACAACAACAGCAGCAACCGCCGUACGGCAGACAACGGUCGGGAUCCAACGGUACCGGAUCCAGUGGCGGCGGCGGUGGUUACAUCAGCCUAAGCCCCCUGAUUAGCGGCUCGGCUCGAUUCGCGCGACUGGAUGCAGAUCGACUUUUGCAGGACGCUGCAGCCGGCCGGCUGGGCGACCUCACACGCGUGCAGCCAGUGCCCCCGCGCGGCGGCGCCAUCGCAGGUCCCGCACUCAUGCCAGCCGCACCCUCGCCCUCGCCCGCACCCUCCCCUGCAGCAGCUGCAGCCGCCUCCGCCCCUGCCCCCGCCCCCGCAGCUUCAGGCUCCGGAGCCGGCAUUCCGCCGCGAGUCAAGGAGGCCCUCCGCUCCGCCAUCCCCGAGGGCCGCCCGGAAGCCCUCGCCAAGCGCGCCCUGGCACUGGUGGCCGCCGCCUCCCUGGGGGCGACCCAUGGGUCGGGCGACCCGCCGCUCACCCUGCGCUCCUCCCCCUGCGGCAUCCUGCUGGCGGAGCUGGGGCUGAAGCCGCCCAAGGGCGCCAUGCGGGCGCUGUUCGAGGAGGAGCCGGAGGUGUUCCAGGCCGAACGCCCCAGUCCCAACUACCGCAUCACGCUGGUGCACCCGGGGCUAGUGCAGCUGGCCAGGGAGCACCCGGAACAGGUGGCGGCGGGGGCGGCGCUGCUACUGAAGGGGAAGAGCUACGCGGGGCUGAGGCUGAGGUCAGUGGGUGUGUUAAGAAAACGAAAACUGGCCGCGUGCUAAGAGAACUGGCCGCGUGCUAAGAGAACUGGCCGCGUGCUAAGAGAACUGGCCGCGUGCUAAGAGAACUGGCUGGGUGGUAAGAGAACUGGCUGGGUGGUAAGAGAACUGGCUGGGUGGUAAGAGAACUGGCUGGGUGGUAAGAGAACUGGCUGGGUG
Messenger RNA from Astrephomene gubernaculifera, 2799 nucleotides. The record is from the annotation of a GenBank genome assembly. Lineage: Eukaryota; Viridiplantae; Chlorophyta; Chlorophyceae; Chlamydomonadales; Astrephomenaceae.